This is a messenger RNA of Closterium sp. NIES-67, 299 nucleotides long. Lineage: Eukaryota; Viridiplantae; Streptophyta; Zygnematophyceae; Desmidiales; Closteriaceae. The record is from the annotation of a GenBank genome assembly.
AGGGCAAGGGUUGGUGGUGUUUGACAAUCACAUACUGCAACUUUUCCAGAUCGAACUGCUUCCCUUCUCGUUUUUACUAGGUGAUUCAUGGCUGCCUAGCCAAAUUACCAGAAUACCCCCUCAUACUGAUUUCGUCAUAAUCGGCGGCUCAGAUCUUGGUUAUGAACGUGCUUUACCAUUCUGGAAAUUAGAGAUUAAGACCUUUCCAACGCGUAUAAGCUCAUUUCUAUAAGUUACCUGUGAGCACGCAAUGAUCCGUUGAGGUCGUCAGACUUAAUCUCUAAUUAGUUCUCUCCAGA